This is a messenger RNA of Penicillium subrubescens, 2301 nucleotides long. RefSeq lists its product as uncharacterized. The transcript has 2 exons. The record is from RefSeq and is a predicted model, not a curated record. Bases 1 to 2301 code for a protein of 766 amino acids. NCBI's taxonomy places the organism in Eukaryota, Fungi, Ascomycota, Eurotiomycetes, Eurotiales, Aspergillaceae.
AUGAGUUCCUCAAUCGCCAUGUCCUCCGUCGCCAUGACGAGGCCGGGCACAACCCGACCAGUCCUCUCACAAUUAGUAGCCACACCCAAUUCCCGAAGCCACAGUAUCUGGCGCUCUGCACGCAGCUAUCACAGCAUCCGCGAUAAAAUGGAACGCAUCGCUCGAUCCAUCGAUAAAUACCAGCGUCACCCACAAGCAAACCUCCGUUCCAAGGCAGAAACCUGCAAUGGCUGGCCCGCCACAGCCCACAGAGAACCCAGUAGCAGCAAAGGCUGGGCCACGCAUUGGCCCCGAUCUUGCUUUUCCGAACUCGCCGGUCGAGAGAAGACCUAUUGGGAUGCUCAGCAUGAGCAGAUGAAUCACCGUAUUGCGCACUUGAAGAGGCAGGUUGCCAGAGACCCUUACGAGGCGAUCUUUGGCCGCAGACUUGUACAAUCUUCCCAUUAUAUUGACCAGUCUGAUACUGCGACGGCUUGGCCGGGUUUCCUGCGGGCUUUCCUGGGGGCUGAGAAGCCUAUGACGGAGCAUCCGUCCAAGGCUCAUUUGCAGGAUUUUAAUUUUGCGCAGUCUCCUGUCCGGUCGAGUGUAUCUGGUAGCCGAGAUACUCUUGAAUAUGAUCCCAUCAGUGGCCGUAUGGCCCCGAAAGCACCACAGUCGCAAACUGGAAGUGAGACCACGAUGCAAAAUUUCAACGCAGGCGUUGACUGUCCUCCGGGAAGCGAAGUGGAGGCUAAAUUCGUCUCCAACUCUUCUACUGUGGAGAAUGGCCAGUUCCAACCAGGUAGCAUUUCGAGUGCCAAGUCGGAUGCGAUGAAUUCGCAGAAUAUUGACUGCCCUCCCCGAAGCGAGGUGGAGACACUCUUCAUCUCCGAGUCCGUCCCUUCAGAGAAGCCCCAGUCAGAGACCCUCAAGGUCCAGACCAUGGCCAAGAAACUGAGUCCCGAUGCCGGUCUGAGCUCCGGCCAGAAUGUCGAGUGUGCGCCUGGUAGCGAGCUAGAGGCUUUGUUCACUGCUAAGCCCGCUACGGGGAAUGACCAGAGUCACUCGCCGCCGAGCUUUGGAUAUCAUCCAACAGCCAACGUCUCUGUGGAUUGCCAACCGGGUAGUGAAUUAGAGGCCCAAUUUGCCGCUCAACUAGAAAAGGACUGCAACUCCGAGCCGGAAGCAACACCCGUUGACUGCAGGCCUGGUAGUGAGCUUGAAGCAAGGAUUGUUGCCGAGACCACUCGUGCUCAAUUAUCCGACCCAACCGUCGACUGCGCCCCCAGCAGUGAAUUUGAGGCCUUGUUCGCGACUAACCCGGCCGCCGUUCAAGCUACGCAUUACCCGCCGACCAUGGCCACUGCUGAUUCCGACGACAAGCAACCUGGCAUCACCGUUGACUGUGGCCCUAGUAAUGAGCUCGAAGCCAAGUUCCUCUCUGAUGCCGCCAGCACCGAGAUCCGCGGCGAAAGCGAGGACUUGACACCCCUGCGCGCCAGUGACAUCCGAGCCCGCUACACCGACAAUGACACCAGCAUCAAGUCCCGCAGCGCCAAAGAUGUCGAAUUCAAUGCCUCCGAAGACCGCGUCGGCGACGUCCUUCAAACCCAAUCCCAAACCCAAACACCGUCAACCACAACACCGGCAUGGACCGAAGCAGACUACCGCAUUUUAGCCUACGACACCACAACAUCAACAGUAACAACCACCUCAGCAGACACAUUCUUCGGCACAAACCCACCCAUCCAACCGCACGAGAUCCUCUCCCGCCUCCACAACCCAGCCAAAUUUGUACCCUAUUUUGCCGCGAUGCAGAAAGAUGGGUAUGAACUUGCGACUGGUGGAGGUGAUAUUCUCGUUUUCAAGCGCUUCGCCAAUAACAGCAAUACUACCUCCAAGUCUACCCUAGAUGCUGGUCAGCACGAGCUCUACCAGGUGGACUCUGUGUUGUCUGACGAUGUCCAUGCCGAUAUUGCGCGGUAUCUGUGCCAUGACUCGUUUGAUUCAACUAGCUAUGUACGCCAUUACAACCCGUCUUCCACCUCUAAGCCAUCGACAUCCGGACACAACUCCAAUUCCAGUUCCAGUUCUAGCUCUGGUUCUAGCUCAAACUUGACCUCGUCAACUUCGACCCCCAAAUCAGAAUCCAAAUCCACUUUCCGCAAGUUCAUCCGCAGAAUCAUCCUCACCGGCACAAUCACCGCAGGAUCAUGUUAUGCGAUCGGCGUUUUGACAGAAUAUUUCCGUACUGGGGGUUUAGACGGGCGUGGUGCGGAUGGAUUUACACCUUUUGAGUCGGAGAGACGGCAUCGGGAGUAA